Menidia menidia (Atlantic silverside) is the source of this 1338-nucleotide messenger RNA. NCBI's taxonomy places the organism in Eukaryota, Metazoa, Chordata, Actinopteri, Atheriniformes, Atherinopsidae. The record is from the annotation of a GenBank genome assembly.
AUGGACAUUUUCCGGUCUUUGUUCGUCCUGAACCGGGUUUUCUUCACCACUUUCUUCGGUACGUUCGGUACGAUCGCCGAGGAUGGAAAUAUUCAACAUCUGAAGAUUCGGUUCAUCACCCAUCCAAACAAGUGUUCACUGAACACAGCCGACCUGAGUUACAUUCCUGGUGUCUCCGUCAGAGAUUUUGAAGCAGAAGUGGCUGACCUGAAGGCCUCAGACAUGUGGGUCAUAGAUGCAUAUUUGUAUCUUCACCUUGAAAAGAGCCAGAUUCUCGGCUGGGACCAUCAAUGCUUGGCCCCAGAGUUACACAUGCAAGAGACCAUUCUGGGCUGUAUGGCCGAGGAGCUGAUGAAUCCGGAAUCCGGGAUGGAUACUUUUGACGACGCCACUCUAUCGGUGUUGGAGGCUGCCAGUCUUGAUGAGGAGGCUUUGAAAGUCCUUAGUCGGGAUGACCUGGGGGAUCUUUUUCCUGGCCCAGAGAAUUUCCUCAAAAGAAAGAAACUUUGGAAUUUCAUCAGUGAAAAUUGUGAAAAUACCACGGACCAAUAUGCCAGCAAUUGUGCCAUGCCACCAUGCCAGCCUGAAACCUCAACCCCCAUAUCUGCUGAUAAAAAAAUGAAAAUGCCAGACCCUCCAGAGUAUUUUGUGUACACAGAUUCAGAGUUGGACAUGGUGCGUAGUCGAUACUUUGCACUGCUCUGCAAGGGAAAGGAAAAAAAUGACAAAAUGUCCAAGGAGCUAUGUUGCAGACUUGUAAGGAACACAAUAACCAGUAUGGUUGCUAUCCUGCGUGCUAGUCCCAUGGGGAAAGAAGUCAGAUACCCGUCAAAAUUGGAAAUGAGAGCCAUGUCACAGAAGAUUAUAGACUAUUAUCCAAUGUUACGGGAUGAUGAUCUGAACAUGCCAUAUCUCACCAUCUACACCAAAAUGUACAAGCGUCUCCAAAAUAUGAGAGGCAGGGCUCUGUACCACAAAGAGGAGUGGCAAAGACUGCUCUCUUCAGCAGACAACCAAGACAUGGAGACAGAUUGGACUAACACAAGCAACUCGAGUGAUAACACCGUACGUCUUGAGAGCAAUGAUGACCUCAGCGAGGACAACUCUUGUGCAGUCGGCCAGGACAGUCUGAAGAUGCAGGCUAGGCACUACAAAACCUUGAGCAACAUGUACAAUAAGUCAAAUGCAAAACCCAAUCAAAGCGAUGUUGCUCAAGUUUUGGACCUUGAGUUUGAGGCCAGACGGGCUUUGUUUGAUGCAGAUGUUACAAGGGAAGAAGACCGACCUGCAAAAAUCUUUGCGGCAUAUCCAUGCUUUAAAGAUGUUCGAAAUGUAUGA